AUGUCUCUCACUUCUCCAGGUCAUCGUUUAGGUGCAAGCACUGCACCACACGUUUUAGAAGCUUACUUGGACUACUUGUGUCCUUUCUCUGCUAAACUAUACAAGAGAGUUCGAAAUGAAGUUUAUCCAUAUAUAGAAAAAAAUUAUCCCGGAAAAGUACAAUUCGUUUUUAGGCACCAAGUACAACCUUGGCAUCCGUUCUCAACCGUUGUUCAUGAGGCUGCACUCGCUGUUGAGAAAAUCGAUUCAACAAAGUUUUUUCUGUUCUCGGAUAAGUUAUUCGAUGUUCAAAAACAAUACUUUGAUGAAUCGGUACAGAAUUUGAGUCGGGCACAAAUUUAUGAAUCAUUGGCUAAACAUGUUAAGGAAAUUGGAAUGGCUUCAAGUUAUUCUCAAUUUCUUUCAUUACUUGAUAUACCAGUAGUAGAUGAAUUUGAGAAAGCUCGUAAUGAAGGAAAUAAAAUCACAAAUGACUUGAAGUUACACAUUAAAUUGGGAAGACAAACAGGAAUUCAUGUUAGUCCCACCGUUUUAUUCGAUCAUAUAAUUAAUAAUGAAAUUAGUUCUGGGUGGACUUUUGAUCAAUGGAAAGAAUGGUUAGCAAAAAAGGUGGUAUAUUCUCAAAAUUUAGGAGACACAAGUAGUGGCAUUGGUGUAAUUCCCGAAUAUCAAGCAUGGUAUACUUGUAGUAAAGUUCUAACAAAUUAUAUCAGUUACAUAUUAGAAGUGGUGAAAACACCAGAAAAUGCAACAAAUGGGUUCGGCAUAAAUGAAAUCGGAAAUCGACCAGCACAUUAUGAUAAAGAAGGAUUACUUGUAUUUGUAUCGAAUUAUACAUUUAUUCGUUCAUUGAUUGAUCAAAAUGCUCCUAAUGUAUUAUAUCUACCAGAAUUAUCUUGUGGUAUCGAACCUGUGCAGAAAUGUGAAGGGACAUCUAACCCUCCUUUUAAUACCGAACAGAUUAAUUGUUUGGGAGUUAUUAAUCCUAAUGGUUUUGAAACAAAAUUUACCGCUAGUAUUUCAUUCACGAAAGGUGUUGAAAAACCUCCUCUAAUUAUUCCUCUUGAAGAAAGCAAUCAUACCGAAUCAACUCCCACCCCAACAAAAACUCUUUCUCCAACCGAUACCCGUUCAUUUUUCGUACCGGGCGAUAAUAUUGCAAAUAAACUAGAGAUGAAUGAAGCUUUAUCAAAACCAAGAAAUGUUAAUCAUACCCUAUACAAGUUGUACGAUUGGAUGGAGAGAGGCUUAAUUGACACGAACCCAGAAUUUCAACGCGAUAUUGUGUGGAAUAAUACUAAACAAUGUCAUUUGAUUGAUUCGAUUCUCAAAAAUUAUUACGUCCCACCCAUCUUAUUCUCCUGCAAGAAAUUAGAUAGAAAUAGAUGGUUACGUAUUUGUAUAGAUGGCAAGCAAAGAUUGACUUCAAUUCGAAGGUUUAUGAACAAUGAAAUUCCAUAUCUCUGCCCAAGUGAAGGAAAAGCGAAGAAGACUUAUUAUGAGAAUAUUGAUGAUGAUCAAAAUACAAAUGCCUUGUCAAUUGGAGAAAAAGAUGAUUUCGAUAAUUCCGAAUUAGUUUGUAUCGAGUAUUAUGAUCUGAAUAUCGAGCAAGAGCAAGAAAUCUUUAGUCGCGUGCAACUUGGAUUGGCUUUGACUACGGCAGAAAAAUUACACGUUAUCUCGUCUCCAAUCGCGGAGCUUGCUAAAAAUCUUCUUGAACAAUACCCAUCCGUUAAUAAGAUUGUAGAUAAUAAACGCGGCAAACCAUUUCAACUAAUAGUACAAGCACUUCACAUGAUGGAACUCAAUCCGACCAAGUUCAGCGCGGCUUCUGGUGCCAUCACCAAAUAUUUACAGGACGAUCGUUCUGUACCACAGGAACUCAAACAAAAAGCUAGUAGAGUUUUUGCUGAAUUGGACUUUUUAAUCAAAGUUGAUGAUGAAGUCUUUACCAGAGAUCAUCGAUUUGCUCCAAUUGAAUUCGUGUUUUUUUGUUAUAUUCUCGCGAAAUUUCCUAAUUUAGAGAUGGCUUGGUAUCAAGACACUCUUUUGCAGAUGAAAGAGUAUGUUAGAAAUUAUCACGCUGAUAUUAGAUUCAAUCAGUCCGUUUACAAAACUCUCUGGAAUUACGUUCAAAAGGUUGAUGAUAAUUUGCAACAAGAUAACGUUCACAAAUCCAAAAGAAGAAAAAUAAAUUGA
Messenger RNA from Funneliformis geosporum, 2199 nucleotides. NCBI's taxonomy places the organism in Eukaryota, Fungi, Glomeromycota, Glomeromycetes, Glomerales, Glomeraceae. The record is from the annotation of a GenBank genome assembly.